GACCCAGCAAAACCAAUGAGAGUAAAACAGUGAAGGCGAUCAAGGGCUUGCUGAGAUUCUUGUAAUGAGGCUCGGCCGCUGUCGCCGAUGACGUCACUGCUUUGGAUUGGAAGAGGAACCUUGGCCUUGCGUCCUCGUCCAAAAACUCCAUUUUUGAAUCUGGGUCUGGAUCUCAAACGCAGCACAGAAGGUUUAAUAGGUCAGACCCGCCCAGUUUAGCCUAUUCAAAACCGCAAUCAGAGUUCCUUUUUAUAGAACCCAGAUUAGAUUUCCUAACACCCAAAAUGCAAAACUCACUUGUGAUGAUUCAAAGCUGCUUUACUAUCUCUCACGACGUAUGUUUCAAGAUGCACGCCACCUGCUUGAGAAAAUGCCUAGCAGAGAUGUUCAUGGACGGAUUGUGCAUUGGACUUGUUUGGUUACUAAGUACGCGAGAGGCGGUUGGGUCGAUGAGGCUCGGGUGUUGUUUGAUAUUAUUCCGGAGAGAAAUGUGGUUACUUCUAAUGCUAUGUUGUCGGGGUAUGUGCAGUCCGGGAGGUUGAGUGAGGGUUGUCAGUUUUUUGAGGAGAUGCCGGAGAGGAAUGUGGUGUCGUGGACUUCGAUGCUGUGUGGGUUGGCUGGUGCGGGGAGGAUUGAGGAGGCGAGGCGGUUGUUUGAGGAAAUGCCAGAGAGGAAUGUUGUUUCUUGGAAUGCGAUGAUUGCUGGGUUGGUUAAGAAUGGGGACUUGGAGGGAGCAAGGGAGGUUUUUGACCGGAUGCGGAUGAAGAAUGUUGUUUCUUGUAAUGCUAUGAUUGGUGGGUAUGCGGAGCAUUGUAGCAUGGAUGAGGCCAGAGCUUUGUUUGAUGGGAUGCUGGACAGGAAUGUGAUUACUUGGACUAGUAUGAUAUCUGGUUAUUGUAGGUCUGGCAAUGUGGAUGAAGGGUAUGCUUUGUUUUGCAAAAUGCCAGAGAGGAAUGUUGUUUCUUGGACAGCCAUGAUUGGUGGCUUUGCUUGGAAUGGAUUUUAUAAAGAAGCUCUAUUGUUAUUCCUUGAAUGGAAUGGGAACUAUGAAACAAGACCAAAUGGAGAGACGUUCAUAUCGCUUGUAUAUGCUUGUGCUGGUAUUGGGUUGCCUCAUCUUGGAAAGCAACUACAUGCUCAGUUGAUUGUCAACAAUUGGGACCAUGAUGAUUGUGAUGGCAGGCUAUCAAAGAGCCUCAUUCACAUGUACUCGGCCUAUGGUGUCAUGGAUUAUGCAGAUUUUCUGUUUAUGAAGCAUUCAAAUACUCGUAGUGUUCAGUCUUGUAAUUCAAUGAUUAAUGGUUACUUACAGAUUGGGCAACUAGAACAGGCUCAGAAUCUCUUUGACAGACUACCAAUCCGAGACAAGAUCUCUUGGACAUCUAUGAUCACCGGGUAUUUUAAUGUUGGGAAAGUAUCAAAGGCUUGUUAUCUGUUCCAAAUUAUGCCAGAUAGGGAUGCAAUUUCAUGGACAGCGAUGAUUUCAGGGCACGUCCAAAAUGAGCUUUUUGCAGAAGCCACUGAUAUCUUCUUUAAAAUGCGUUCAGAAGGUGUUUCGCCUCUGAAUUCAACAUAUUCAGUUCUUCUUGGAGUUGCUGGUGCAAUGUCAUAUCUUGAUUCUGGGAGACAGUUCCAUGGCCUUCUGAUAAAAACACAUUAUGAACUUGACUUGUUUAUUAGUAACUCACUGAUCUCUAUGUAUGCCAAAUGUGGGGUGAUAGAUGACGCUUACCGUGCAUUCUCAAACAUGAGUUUGCGGGAUUUGAUUUCUUGGAAUUCCAUGAUCAUGGGGUUUUCUGACCAUGGGAAUGCAAAUGAAGCUCUGAAGAUCCUUGAAGCAAUGGAACAAUCUGGGGCUCCCCCGAAUUCUGUAACUUUUUUGGGCAUCCUGUCAGCAUGUAGCCAUGCAGGGCUAGUCCAUAGAGGAUGGGGGUUUUUUAAUGCCAUGAGUGAUGUUUAUGGAAUUCAACCAGCUUCGGAGCAUUGCAUUUGUAUGAUUAAUCUUUUGGGUAGAGCUGGGAAGGUAAGGGAAGCCCAAGAAUUGGUUUGGAGGCUACCUUUCAAACCAGAUCCUGCUGUUUGGGGAGCAUUGCUUGGUAUAUGUGGGCUCGGUGAGACAAAUGCCGAGGUUGCCAAAUAUGCGGCCAAACAACUCCUGGAGCUGGAUCCCUUAAAUGCACCAGCCCAUGUGGUCCUUUGUAACAUAUAUGCAGCAAAUGGUAUGCAUAUUGAGGAAAAAUCACUGAGAAGGGAGAUGGGGUUGAAAGGAGUUAGAAAGGUUCCUGGGUGCAGUUGGAUUCUGUUGCAAGGGCGAGUUAAUGUAUUCCUCUCUGGAGAUAAAUUACACCUGGAUGUUGAGGAGAUGCUGUCAAUCCUCUUUGGCACCAUUGGUGAAUCACAAAAACAGUUUAGUGUAUGAGGAGUUGCAGACAGUACAGAGAAAGUGUCUACGUUAAAUUUUACUUGGCCACAUCAUUGCAUUUGGACUAGAUAUUAGAGGAUAUCACAUCCUAGAAAGCACAAUAUUGACUUAACAAGCAAUGGUGAAUUAGAAUGGGAUUGGAUUUAACUAAUACUCGAGGUUUUGCCUUUAUCUUGGACUAGUUUGUGGGAUACCAUAUGACAUUGCAGUUCAAAGCAGAAAGAUCGGUGUGACACAGAAUUGGCCCAGAAUAGAGGGAACCCUCCCAGGUUUGCCUAUACCAAGUGUGUCUUGAAGAUUCUGGAAGGAAGAAAUUAUACUUGGUAGGAACAUAUGGAGUUGGUAUGGGAAUGUAUUAGAGGUUGGUGUUGAUGCUGAAUUGUUUAUUUUACUUGUUGAAUUCACGUAAACCCACCAAGAAACCAGUGGUGCGUCCUAUUUUAUUGAUUCAUGAAGCAAUAUAUACUUCCCGAUUUCUGCAUCUAUAUUAGUUCAAGAUGACUCUUCAUCUCCCUAUUUUUGUCAGCAUUGGCCAUUUUCUGGUAUGCUUAUAAGAGUUCAUAGUUAUGUUGAUUUUUAUUUCUGAGUCUUUUACUUGCUUUUAAGUCUGUGAUGAACCAUUACAUUUUGCUCGUACUUUGUAGCAUUAACAUGGUUAGCAUGUAAAUUUGGGUCUAUUUUUGUAUCGUAAGGACCUUAUUUCUGUAGGAAAUUUCAAAACUAAAGUCAGAAAUUUUGUUAUCUUCCAGAUAAAUCAUGAGUAGAGUAAUAGAUGCCUCAACUCUUUGAUCUCAGAAAUCUGUGUGAGGAUCGUGGAUACAUCAUAAACUCAAAUAUCCAUAAGCUUUUUCUUCCUUUUUUCCUCCUUCAAAAUUUACGAAUGCUAUGAUUUAAGCAGACAUGUAUGAAAUCCUUGCAGUCUUAGUUGAGAAAUUUUUAAUUAGCUGUAGCAA
Rosa chinensis is the source of this 3375-nucleotide messenger RNA. Its product is annotated as pentatricopeptide repeat-containing protein At1g32415, mitochondrial. The record is from RefSeq and is a predicted model, not a curated record. The transcript is spliced from 3 exons. Gene Ontology annotation, biological process: RNA modification. Gene Ontology annotation, molecular function: protein binding; RNA binding. The coding region runs from base 338 to 2419 and encodes 693 amino acids. Lineage: Eukaryota; Viridiplantae; Streptophyta; Magnoliopsida; Rosales; Rosaceae.